GGAGGGAAGGCUUAUGAUGCCCAUAGCGCAGUUGCCAUUCUUGCCUCGUGUCGCGAAUCGUGAAUAUCGUGAUCACAGUCUGCCGGAUUCUCAGUUCAGUCUUCUUCAGUCGGCCUAGUUGGCUCGGUCGGGUGUGGUGUCUUUGAAGAUUCGUCGUAAGGCAGAAUCAUCGCAAAGGGAAGAUUUGUGCGGGACGGUCGAAUGGUCUCAGUAUACAGUCAGUAAUAAGUACUAAACCGGACAAGCUUGACGAAGAAUAAUACAUCUUCUUCAAAAUGGAUCCUAAUAACAGGCCCCUUAAUGGGAAAGGACGCGGUUCUUUCUUGUUGGAGAUGAUGAAACAGAAAGCACAAAACGAACGUGCUCAAACAAUGUCCCAUUCUGUAGAAACACCUAGCGUUUCGUCGACUGAUCAAACUAUAAGAUCGAUUGAACAGCCAUCAAGAUCGUCUGAAGGAUAUUCAUCGAUAGCCAGCUCAAGUAGCAGUGGAGGUCGCGGACGUGCGCAAUUAGUUAGUUUGUUAAAAUCAAUGAGUAGCAGUGAAUCAGAUUCCAGAGAACCCACUUCAUUAGCAAUGGGUCACGGUCGAGGCUCUCUCUCGGGUUUAAUAAAGAAACUUGGCAAACCAAGUACAUCUGCGCAAGAAAGUAUUGAAAAGGAUUCUGCGGGAGUUUUAACCAAAUUGGCUGACAUUUCCGUCUAUGAUAAUCCGCCCGUAUCCGACGUACAGUCUUCUGAGGAUAUCGCACCGAUAUGCCGACAAGGCAAAAGUGGAACGAAAGUAGAAACAUUUGCCAAUUAUAUAGAUCUGAAAAUAGAACCUGGAAAAGGUCUAUUUCAGUACGAAGUUAAAUUUUCGCCAGAAAUAGAUUCAGUAGGUUUACGCCGCAAACUACUUAAUCAACAUUCCGCCACUUUAGGACGAACAAAAACAUUUGAUGGAGCGGCGCUUUAUUUACCAAUAAAAUUGUCACAGGAAGUUUCUCGUUAUAAAUCGGAACAUCCAAUGGAUGGUUCACAAAUAACUCUUACGAUCAUUUAUAAGAAGAAACAGUCGAUGAGUGAAAAUAUUCAAUUUUUCAAUGUUUUGUUCAAUCGUAUCAUGCGUGCACUUAGUUUAGUUCGUAUUGGUCGACAAAAUUUUAAUCCAAAGUGCGCGCACGUUCUGCCUCAACAUCGAUUAGAAGUAUGGCCUGGUUACGUGACUGCCGUAAAUGAGUACGAAGGUGGUUUAAAAUUGUGUUUAGAUGCCAAACAUCGAGUGAUGCGGACGGAAACUGUACGAGAUUUAAUAAAAGAGAUUUAUCACAAAGCACAAUAUAAUUAUAAAGAUGCUGUGAUAAAUGAGAUAGUUGGUACAAGUGUAUUGACGCGAUAUAAUAAUAAGACAUACCGUAUAGAUGACAUCGAGUGGGAUAAGACACCAAGAUAUGUGUUUUCUAAAGGUGAUGAAAAAAUGUCUUUGAUCGAUUAUUACAAGUCGCAUUGGAAUAUCGAGAUUCAAGAUCAACAGCAACCACUUUUAGUACAUCGCAGUAAAAUUAGAACAGCAACUGGCGAGAAGGAGGAAAGAGUAAUUCUUCUGGUGCCGGAAUUGAGCUAUGCAGCAGGUCUUACUGAUAAUAUUCGUAAUAAUUAUAAUAUGAUGAAAGACUUGAGCACAGUUACGAAAAUGUCACCUGACCAACGUCGAGAAGUGAUUAGGCGAUUUGUAGAAGAGGUAGAAAAGAAUGAAGUGACUCGGGAAUUAUUAUCAGAAUGGGGUUUGCGUAUGAACAGUGAUAUAGUUCAAUUUACUGCAAGAUGUCUCGAUCCUGAAGAAAUACGUUUCGGGAAUCUCAAGAUACAUAAGUCACCUGACAGACCUGCAGAUUGGAGCAGUACUGCAGUAAAAAAUCCCAUGUUACGCACUCCUAAUUUGACCAGAUGGCAUAUUGUAUACUGUACAAGGGAUGAAAAUUGUGUAACAGAUUUCUUAAAACUUCUGCAACAAGUUUCAAGAUCGAUCAAAAUGCAAAUUCAAGAGCCACGAAGAGUCUCUCUAAAGGAUGACAGAACCGAGACUUAUCUGCGAGAAAUUCAAAAUAGCAUCAGCAAUGAUAUCGAAUUAGUAGUCGUCGUAUUUCCGACCAAUCGCACUGAUCGCUAUUCUGCAGUAAAAAAACUGUGCUGUGUACAAAAAGCUAUACCAUCACAAGUCAUCAUCGCGAAAACGAUUUCUAAGCCUCCUAAAUUGAAAAGUGUCACAGAAAAGAUAGCACUUCAAAUCAAUUGUAAACUAGGAGGAGCACUUUGGACCGUAUCUAUGCCGUUGAAAAACAGCAUGAUUUGUGGUAUAGACGUUUAUCACGCCGGUACAGGAGGAGGUGCAAGAAAAAGCGUAGCAGGAUUUAUCGCCUCUUUAGAUGCUCAAUUGACCAAAUGGCAUAGUAGAAUUUGUAUGCAGGCCUCUAAGCAAGAAUUGGUGGAUAUGUUACAAGUUUGCCUUACUUCAGCCAUUAAUGCAUAUCACAAGUAUAAUGGAUGUAAUCCAGACCGUAUAAUUAUAUAUCGUGACGGAGUUGGUGAUGGAGAUCUGGACUAUGUCGAAAACUAUGAAGUAAAGCAACUAUUGGCAACAUUUAAUCGCAUUGCGCCAAAUUACAAGCCACAACUCAGUGUAAUCGUCGUUCAAAAACGUAUCAAUACGCGGCUAUUCAUCAGACAGAAAGCAAGAGGGGGAGGUUUUUUAGACAAUCCUGCACCAGGAACCGUUGUUGAUUCUUGCAUAACGAGGCGAAAUUAUUACGACUUCUUCCUCGUGCCACAAAAUGUGCGACAGGGUACAGUAACUCCCACUCAUUACGUCGUUAUUCAUGAUUCGUCCAACAUUGAAACGGACCACAUGCAACGACUGACGUAUAAACUUUGCCACUUAUAUUACAAUUGGCCCGGUACGAUUCGUGUACCCGCUCCUUGUCAAUAUGCACACAAACUUGUGUACCUGGUUGGUCAAAAUCUUCUAGCUGAACCACACCAAGCCCUUUCAGAUAUUUUAUUUUAUUUGUAACUUCCACCAUUAUUUAAUGUUAUUUUGUCUCACAAUUUGUCUUCUUUUCUUUUUUUUUUUUUUUUUUUUUUUAAUGAACAAAUCUCUUUAUCGUUAGAUAAAUCAAAUCGAACAUUUCGGAAAAAUCACUGAAUAUCACAAGAAUGAUUAUAUGAUUCGAUUGUGCUUCUGCAGAAGUCGAAGCAAAUCGCUCAAUGAUGAAUGCCAAUCUUGCAAAACUAUGUGUACUUGUACUUACUGUACGUAUAUGUAUAUAUACGUGUGAGUUAAAAUAGUCCAAAGAUUAUAUAGAGAAAGAGAAAUAUAUAUGAGAGACUACUACCAAGUAUACUAUGUGAUAAAGCACUUGGAAUAUGUCUCUUCCAUACUUAAUUUAUGUUAUGUAGUUGACACUUGCAUUUAUAUUUACCUAGAAAGUAACAGUUGCUGUAGCACUCGGGUAAAUAUCAAUGCAAGUUUGCUAUUCUCAAAUAGAAUUUCAUCUUGUUAACUGUAUAUACAGCUAAGAUCUCUUUUUUGUUGCAAGAAGACUAACAAUUGUGUUUCAUGUAUUUGAGAUUAUUUUGACUUUUGCAUUAAUUACGUAGCAUUAAGAAGAGUUGGAAAGGCUUCACCUUAAUUUUUGUAUUAUCAAAAUGGUUUUAGCAAAAUCUGACAAAAUUAUUCAAUAGGUAGUAUUACAAAACAUAAAUUGU
Molecule: messenger RNA, 3745 nt
Organism: Temnothorax curvispinosus
Lineage: Eukaryota; Metazoa; Arthropoda; Insecta; Hymenoptera; Formicidae
Gene: AGO3
Product: piwi-like protein Ago3
Exons: 12
Coding region: 276-3050 (924 amino acids)
Biological process (GO): regulatory ncRNA-mediated gene silencing
Cellular component (GO): P granule
Molecular function (GO): protein binding; piRNA binding
Source: RefSeq, a predicted model, not a curated record